AUGGCUGACGAGGAGCAUGAUCAGAACAUGAUUAACGACGAUGAUGGAGAAGUAGUACUUAACAACAGUGAUCCUGACUAUGAGCAACCAAGCUAUCUGAGUAGGUUGUUGCUGCAACCAGAGGAAGCCCGAUUGUGGGAUCUCAUUCUUCUCUUAUUUUCCUCUGACGUGGAAAGCAGGGAUUUCAUCGAUUGCUCCGGCGGCCGACGACCGCAGGGAGCUGAUUUCCAUCCGAGAUGGCUCAUUUUCAUCUCCGUCACCGCACAAAAGUUGUUCCGUCGAUCGAGGCAGCCGAUGGAGCGAAUCGGCAGGGGGCUGGAGCUGUGGCUCAACUUGCUGUCCAACAAUGGCGGUCUUCUCAAACUCUUGCUCAAACUCUUAAACGGGAAGGUUGUGUGGCCGGAGAGGUCGUCGGCGGAGUUUACGUCGUUGAUCGGGAACCUUGACCGGAGAGUAGAGAUGGAUAAGAACGUGAGACCGGGUCAUCGGAGAUACAAGGCUGUCUUGUCCCUAAUGGCUGCCAAGCUGUCGUACGAGAAUGAAGCCUUUGUUAAGUCCGUCGUCCAAGACCGUUGGAAGAUGGAAUUCAUCGGCUUCUACAACUUUUGGAAUGAGUACCAAGGAGAGGCGUCAACGCAAGCCAUAAUGCUAAAAGACACCACCUCAGCCCCAAACCUCACAAUCAUCGCCUUCCGCGGCACCUCCCCGUUCGACGCCGCCGCCUGGUGCACCGACGUGGACCUCUCCUGGUACCAGAUCCAAGGCGUCGGCAAACUCCACGCGGGCUUCAUGAAGGCCCUGGGCCUCCAAAAAACCGGCUGGCCCAUCGAACUAGUCAGCCCACCACAAGAUAACGGAAACCACCCUCCGUCCGCGUACUACUCCCUGAGAGCAAUGCUGAAAGAAGAAAUGAAGAAGGAUGCAGGCUCCAAGUUCGUGCUGACGGGGCACAGCCUGGGCGGCGCGUUGGCGAUUCUGUUCGUGGGGGUACUCGCGCUGCACGGAGAGGCGGAGCUGCUGGAGAGGCUGGAAGGUGUGUACACGUUUGGUCAGCCGCGAGUCGGGGACGAGGAGUUUGGUGGGUACAUGGAAGGGAAGUUGAAGGAGUAUGAGAUCAAGUACCUGAGGUUUGUUUAUGGGAAUGAUGUGGUGCCUCGAUUGCCGUACGAUGACAGGACUCUGUUUUACAAGCAUUUUGGGCCUACCCUCUUCUACAACAGCUGCUACAAAGUCAAGGUUAUGGCGGAGGAACCAAAUAAGAACUACUUUUCGCCGUUGUGGGUUGUGCCCAAGGUUUUGAAUGCGGUGUGGGAGUUGAUGAGGAGUUUCAUGUUUCCAUACAUAAGAGGGAGGGAGUUGAGAGAAACUUGGUUGAUGAGAGUGUUUAGGGUGUUAGGGCUGAUGAUGCCAGGAUUAGCCAAUCACUGCCCUCAGGAUUAUGACAACUGUACGAGAUUGGGAUCCUGGCCUUCGUCUCUGCACCCGCCAGAUGCUCAUAACCCGGAGGAAAAGCUCAUUCACCACCAGGAUUAA
Messenger RNA from Linum trigynum, 1533 nucleotides. Lineage: Eukaryota; Viridiplantae; Streptophyta; Magnoliopsida; Malpighiales; Linaceae. The record is from the annotation of a GenBank genome assembly.